This is a messenger RNA of Penicilliopsis zonata CBS 506.65, 2883 nucleotides long. RefSeq lists its product as hypothetical. Gene Ontology annotation, cellular component: cytoplasm. The transcript is spliced from 3 exons. NCBI's taxonomy places the organism in Eukaryota, Fungi, Ascomycota, Eurotiomycetes, Eurotiales, Aspergillaceae. The record is from RefSeq and is a predicted model, not a curated record. The coding region runs from base 1 to 2883 and encodes 960 amino acids.
AUGGCCGCGCCAUCGAGCAAGCCUGCCCAUGCGGUCAAGGCGACCGUUUCUCCCACUCCGACCAACAGCGUCUCCGCGAGAUUGGAGAAAAGCUAUCCGGGUGUGCGCCGGUCGACUCCUGACUCCGAGGCCCUGGCAUCUUCCGACGACGACGGAGAGCAGCCGCACUUUAACCAGACCGCGACCGCCGCUCUUUUCGCGGCCAAACCUGCCAGACGCACCUCCUGGCUGAACGAGGUGCCCUUGGCGCUUUCCAAGAAGACCUCCAUGUCCGCUACCGGCCCGCUCUCCGCCGGAGGCGGCUCUAACCCGACCAGUCCCGCCAUCGAACAGCCCAGCUGGCUGACCACCAGUUCCGGCAUGGGUAGUGCUGGCGCCGGAUCCGUUGCCUGGGCACCUGGAGCCAACAGUUCGUUUUCCUGGGGCUCGGGCAUCUGGAACAGUGAGUCGCGCAAAGAGCCUCCCCCGCGCCUGGCGGAGCUCGUGCCCUCCCCCACUAUGACCAGCGCCCAGAUGGUGAAUAACAACCACCACCACCACCACCACCACCACCACCUCGCAGAGGAGAUGAUGAGCCCAACCAGCCGCACCUUCUCCGGCGAACCCGCCAUCCCUUUCUCUAUUCCCCUUCAUCCCACCCCCAAAACUUACCGCUCCCAAUCCUACUCCGUCGGCCAGAUGGACCCAGAGUUUCUCAACCUCAUGGCCACCAAGGCACCAAACGCCCCAUAUCCCCCCCCAACUGCCGCCGGCGCCCGCUCCCGAGGUGGCAACCAGUUCUCAGCGCUCCAGCACCGUUCAUCGCGCCCCAGUCUACUCGGAGAGUUGGGCCACGAUCCCGCCAUGCUCGGCCGCGUGCGCGAAGAUGACAACGGCGACGAUGAGGAAGGGGGCAGCGCCAAUGGCUCGGAUGGAAGUCUGAAUUACAGUGCUCAUCAGGCCCGCACUAUCGAACAACUCUCUCGGGAGAACGCGCUCCUCCGCCAAGCCGCUGGACAGAUGGAUAGCCGCCUGCGGGACCGCGCCAUGUCCUCCACUUCGGUUAACAGUGGCUACCCUCUCGCCAGCGUGGGUGGUGGUGCCCCUGCUCCCGCCGCCGCGAAUCGGAUUCGCGGUAGUCUCCUGGAAGAAACUGAUCUUGCAGUUGAAGACCUCGACGAACUAGGCGACAUCCCCGGAUACGGCAACAUCCGAAGCGGCACCCGUCGCCGUCUCUCGGAGCACUCCUCCAACCUAGAAAAACAGUUCCCCACCUCUCUGACUUCCCUCGAAAACCGUACCCUGGAGAACGUCAAGAAGGCCCAUUGGCAGACAUCCCUGGGGUUCAGUGGCGUCGCCGACCUGCCCCAGAGCCGUCGCCAUUCAUUCGCCGAUAUCCCCGUCCGCCACCCCUCGAUCAGCGCCCCGAACGAUGCGCAGGUGAGUCUGGCCCCACGCUCCGGCCUGGCCGAGCAUGAGGAGGCAUAUGCCACGCCCAUCGGGGAAGGUCCCCUCGUGAGCCCCGGUUCAAACCGUGAGUACGACACUUUUCUUACCCUUGGUCCCCUGGAAGAACUCAGAAUGAAAUUGGAUCGUUUACACGUCCGGAUGUUUGCAGAGAACUACUUUUCCCCCGAACAAGUCCUCCGCGCCGCCGCCGCGGCGCAGGCGGCCUCCGAGAACAACAGCAGUAACAACAACACCACCACCGCCACCACCGCCAACAACAGCAACAACCCCUUGCACCCGGCCUACGCCAUGGCCCCCCACCCCUACGGUCGCCCCCAGUCAGGCCUGCUUCACUCCCACCAGAACCAACUUCUGUACAUCGUCACCUUCAAGUGCCACCGCGCCGAUGUUUUCUACAUUCAGGAGGACACCGGGCUGCAGGUCAAGGCAGGCGACCUGGUGAUCGUCGAGGCCGAUCGCGGCACCGACCUGGGGACUGUCCAGCACUCAAACAUCUCUCUUCCCAAGGCCCGCGAGCUGAAGCAACAGUACGCUGAGGAGCAUUACAAGUGGCUCAUGAUGUUCUCCCGCCAGGGCCAGACCGGUGGCGCCUCGACCCUCCUCAACCCUUCCGGUGGCGUUUCCAACUUGAACCGUAGUGCCAUCGGCGGUAUGGGCCCCCAUGGACAUCAUGGCGCGCAAGACUCAACCGCCGACAUCAAGCCGAAGCUCAUCAAGCGCCUGGCGCAGAACCACGAGAUCCUCACCCUGCGCGACAAGGAGGGGAAUGAGGCCAAGGCCAAGCGCGUCUGCCAGCAGAAGGUUGUCGAACACCGUCUCAACAUGGAGAUCCUCGACGCCGAAUUUCAAAUGGACUGGAAAAAGCUUACUUUCUACUACUUCGCGGACUCGUACAUCAAUUUUAACUCCCUGGUCACCGACCUGUUCAAAAUUUAUAAGACCAGAAUCUGGAUGUCGGCCAUUAACCCUGCGUCGUUUGUGACCCCCCCAACAGCCGGCCUGCUUUCGGGCGGUGGUCCUCACAGCCCGCUGGGAUACAAUCAGGACGUUGCGCCUACCGACCGACGGACCCAGCGCCAUGACUCCCGGUCCUACGGCGGUGCCGUCCGCGAGUCGUUCGAUGCCGGUCGCGACGGUCGCGGUGAUCAUCCCUCGAUGGGACUCGGCGGCCGCGGCGUGUACCCCGAUUCCUCCUCCUACGCCUCUUUCCACCAGCCUGUUGCUCGUCAGCACGACCUGGGGGCAUUGGGCGGAUUCCCGUCCCCCAUGCACCAGGCUCAACCUGACCCUUUCUCUGCAUACUCGUCCGCCGCCUACGGCAAUCUGGACUCCGGAUAUCUCGACUACGCGGACCACGGAGCCGGCGCGCCGCGCGUGCACCCAACUCAGAGCGACUAUGUCAACCGCUUCCAAGGCCUCUCGCUCGGCUCCUGA